Molecule: messenger RNA, 886 nt
Organism: Harmonia axyridis
Lineage: Eukaryota; Metazoa; Arthropoda; Insecta; Coleoptera; Coccinellidae
Product: probable U3 small nucleolar RNA-associated protein 11
Exons: 1
Coding region: 133-843 (236 amino acids)
Biological process (GO): rRNA processing
Cellular component (GO): nucleolus; small-subunit processome
Source: RefSeq, a predicted model, not a curated record
UGGAUAAUUUAUUACAAUAACCCUACUUCAAAUUUCAUAACAUAAUUCGUUAGUGGCAUUUCAGAAAUUAGUGUUUUCCUGUAUCAAGUGUAUCUAUUAAAGUUGAAGUUUGUUCCCUAAACCAGAUUCACCAUGUCAGUUUGGAAAAAAGCCCAAAAAGCGCACCAGAGAAUUCAUGCCGAACGGCAUCAACCAGAAGAGAGGAAGCAUUUGGGAAUAUUAGAGAAGAAAAAAGAUUAUAUUCUGAGAGCGAAAGAUAAAAAUGAAAAGAAAGAAACUCUCAAAGUACUCAAGAAAAGAGCCUUAAACAAAAAUCCGGAUGAAUUCUAUCAUCAUAUGAUUAAUUCAAAGACGAAAAAUGGAAUGCAUUUUGAUAAGCAAAAAGACAAUGAAGAUGAAGACAGCAUAGAACAAACAAAAUUGUUUUCUCAAGAUUUAAAAUACAUCGAUACCAAAAGGAAUCAAGAGCGCAAGAAAAUUGAGAAGAUGCAGGCACAAUUACAUUUAAUUGGUGUGGAUAUGGAGCCAGUCAAUAAACAUACUUUUUUCAAUAAAGAAGAUGAAAAGGCAUUUAGAAACAGACAAAAUAGCAAUUUAUGGGAGAAGGAAUUACCCGACCUUGACGUAGAUGCUCUAGUCAAAAGCACUAAUAAGAGAAAGCAGUUGUAUGAUGAAUUAGCGAAAAGGAUUAACAGAGAAAAGGAGUUGGCCAUUAUUUCAGAAAAGCUAGCGAUUAAAAAAAAAUUAGCAUCUAAAAGUAAUGUGCUACCUCCGAAAAAGGUGAAAAAAGGCAAUAAAUUUAGAGCUCCAGUUUAUGUUUGGAGGUAUGAAAGAAAAAAAUGAUUUUACUUAUAUAAUGUGAAAAUAAAAAUAAUAAGUUCUGAAA